AUGACGUCUCCCACCACCCAUGGCAACCCCUCUGACCUCCUCCCCACCCAUUUCACAACCGAUAUAACCCGCUGGCUGGCCGAAGACACCCCCUCCUUCGACUACGGCGGCUUCGUCGUCGGCUCUUCGAUCCGCAACGCCUUCCUGCUCUGCAAAUCCCCCGGUAUCCUUGCGGGUGUGCCCUUCUUCGACGAGGUCUUCCGCCAAUGCGACUCGACUGUCACCUGGCACUAUGCCGAGGGGACCUACCUGGACCCCUCGCAGCGGGAAGGAGAAGGAGGCGACAGGAUCAAAGUGGCUACGGUGACUGGACCAACACGAAAGCUGUUGCUGGGGGAGAGGGUGGCGUUGAAUAUGCUGGCUCGGUGCAGCGGGGUGGCAAGUCAGUCGAGGAAGAUGCUGGAUUUGGUGAGAGGGGCAGGGUAUACAGGGAUCAUUGCCGGGACGAGGAAGACGACGCCUGGAUUCCGGUUGGUGGAAAAGUAUGGGAUGCUGAUUGGAGGCAUCGAUGGGCAUAGGCAUGAUCUGAGUUCGAUGGUGAUGUUGAAGGAUAAUCAUGUUUGGGCGAAAGGGUCCAUCACGAAAGCUGUCCAAGCUGCUCGCGCUGUCGGGGGGUUUGCUCUCAAGAUCGAGGUUGAAUGCCAAUCUGAGGCGGAGGCGGAUGAGGCGAUCGAGGCGGGAGCUGAUAUCGUCAUGUUGGAUAACUUCGAUGGUCCCGGCUUGCAAAUUGCAGCGAAGAGUAUCAGGGAACGAUGGAAGGGUAGGCGAGAGGUGUUGCUGGAAUGCAGCGGAGGCUUGACAGAGGCCAAUGUUCGAGAAUAUGUCAAUAAUGAUAUCGAUGUUAUUUCAACGAGCUCCGUACAUCAAGGUGUUCCCCACGUGGACUUUUCGCUCAAGAUCGAACAUUGA
Endocarpon pusillum Z07020 is the source of this 909-nucleotide messenger RNA. Its product is annotated as Nicotinate-nucleotide pyrophosphorylase. The record is from RefSeq and is a predicted model, not a curated record. The transcript has 3 exons. Gene Ontology annotation, molecular function: nicotinate-nucleotide diphosphorylase (carboxylating) activity. NCBI's taxonomy places the organism in Eukaryota, Fungi, Ascomycota, Eurotiomycetes, Verrucariales, Verrucariaceae. Bases 1 to 909 code for a protein of 302 amino acids. Gene Ontology annotation, cellular component: cytoplasm. Gene Ontology annotation, biological process: NAD+ biosynthetic process; quinolinate catabolic process.